UUGUUUUUUCAGGCUAAGUUUUACAGAAAGUGAUUGGGCACUUUAAUGGCUUUCACAAAUGAUAAAGAUGGAUCUAAGGGUUUUGUGAAGAGAGUGGCUUCAUCUUUCUCCAUGAGGAAGAAGAAGAAUGCAACAGGUGAACCGAAGUUGCUUCCAAGAUCGAAAUCAACAGGUUCUACAAACUUUGAAUCCAUGAGGCCACCUGCAACGAAGAAGACUUCAGAUGUCACAAACAAAACAAGGAUCAAACCAUCAGGUGGUCUAACACCACAACCAAGAAGGGAAAAGAUUGAUGAUCGUGGUGGUGGGACGAAUAUGAAGUUUGGAAAAUGGAGAAGCUUUGAUGAUAGUGAUUCAGUUUGGUUAUCUUCAGAUUGUGGAUCUCCUACUUCUCUUCUUGAGGAACGGAGAUUAUCUGUUUCAUUCCGUUUCUCGGUUGAUGAGAGUGUAGUCUCUUGGUUAUCAAACCUUGCCAAAUCUUCCCUCUCUCUGAAUCAUCAAGAAGUACGUUCCACUAAAGACCGUCCCAGGAUCCCGAGGAGCACUAAAGACAAUGCAGAGAACGUUCAGAAGAAAGAUUCAUCUAGUUCUGCUCCAAAUCUCAGCGUUCUUUAUGAUUCUUCUACUCGGAGUUCACAUGGAAAGAAAGUUAGCUUUUCACCAUCUUCAGGUACAAAAAUUGAUACAGGGAAUUCUUCUCCUGCUCUGACAAUCUCCUCUGAUUUGCCAUCUGGUCCGAAUGAUCACACAGCAACUUCUUUGGCUCAUGAGAAAAGUUUGGAUGAGAAAAGUGUAGAGAGUGUAGAUUCUAAGAACAGUAGUAAUGUUGAUGAGCCGCUUUUCUGGCCAUAUGAACAGAGAUUUGACUGGAAACCUGAGGAUAUCUUGAAGCAUUUCUCAAUGUCCCCUCGGAGAAAGAAGUUAUUGAAUGCCAAAGUUUCAGCUGCAGGUAGCUCUCCGAGAUCCAUGAGAGCACAACUUCUCCAAGCAAGAAAACUAGAUCUUAAAGAUGGUAGUAAGAGAAAGCUUGUGUUCAGUGGACCUAUAACCAACGCAUCCAAGAUUCCAGAACUCAAAAGAAGUACCAGCAAUAGCAGCAACAAGAAAAAUGACAGCAUCAAGAAGGAGCCAAUCAGGAACUGCGUGAAGAGGAACAAAAGUUUGCCAUCAAGGUUGAGAAAAUCGAGCAAAACAUGUUCAAAGGUUGUACCUAUUGAAGUAGCUGAAGGAGUGAUAGCAGCAGAGAAAGCCAAAGUGGAGAUAAAGCUCAUAAACCGCAGAAGCAAGACUAUGCUGGAAGACGAUUUUGCAUUGAUGAAUGAUUUCUCAAGAGAGAAGGCAGUGGGGCUAGGGGAGUUCAAGGGUAGAGAGGGUAUAGACUCAGAAUUUAACUCUGACACUUUCCUGUUCGAUGAUUCUCUUUGAAACCACCAUAGAUUAUCAUUGAGUAGAACUGCAGGCUAAAAGAAUACAACCCUGACUUUGAUUGUAUGAGAGCAUUUUGGAGGAAUAUAUAUAUGUUCAUGAGAUUGCGCUCUAACUUCUCUUCCGGACAGAGUAACUAAAUCAGACCAAACAAGAAACCAUAUUAAUGACAAAAUGUUCCAAUUUGCCAGUGCUUCAGCACGUGUAGACAGACAUAUCCUAUUUUCAAAAUACAAUUUUUUUAAAAGAAAAUGAUGACCCCUUCCGAUAAUAUUUAUGGGGCCGCCUCUUCCGGCUAGAGCCGAGUGCCUCGCAAUAUUCCGAUAGUUCCCUCCUAAGUUGCUCCACCACAUCUGCUAUUGGUCCUCUGAUCCCUAUAUCCGAACCAGCCUCUAAAGUUGCUCCGUCAGAUUUUCUGCUGCGUGCCUCCAACUGUAGUUUUGCUUGACCAGAUUCGCUGGUUCUUCGGGCAUAUCUGCGAUUGCGAGCUGCUUGUCUCUUAGCACGCCUAGCAUCCCUAACACGUCUAUCAGCCAGACACUUUUCUACAUACUGUUGCAUCUCUUCACCUUUCUGUGAUCACAUCCAUCAUUUCACAAGAUAUGAUUCAAAAUGCUAUAUGGAGAAGAAAGCUACUAUGAAUUGCUCUUGAUCAUCAUCAUCUCAGCAUAAAAGAUUAUACCUACAGUUAACCUUUUUCUUUUGAGGGGUCGAAUCCUAGAAGCCUAUCUAUAUAUCUCAAAAUUAUCAAACCUCUCUCAAGCAUCUCCACCUAUCUUUUCAGAACACAACCUACCUACCUCAAAACAGAGUCACUUACCUCUGCUAACGACUUCAAUCUUCACACGCAACACAAGAUCUGUGAGAUGAUAGAGCUAUGAUAUGCAAGCAAAAUUAGAACAACGGCUCCAGAAAUAUAAAACACUUGAACGAUUGAAUUAAUCAACAAAUUCCAUCACAAGAAAACAAAUGCACCUACUGACUGAGAAACCAUAUCCAUAACCGAUUAAACCUAUUUAAUAAGUAAAUAAUGUACUACUGUAGUUAAAAAACAAAUAAUGUCAAAAAAAAUAAUUUUCGUA
Camelina sativa (false flax) is the source of this 2507-nucleotide messenger RNA. RefSeq lists its product as uncharacterized. Lineage: Eukaryota; Viridiplantae; Streptophyta; Magnoliopsida; Brassicales; Brassicaceae. The record is from RefSeq and is a predicted model, not a curated record.